CAGCAGCUCACACAGAAGAAGCAGCCUGGCUCGGGGCUAGAACAUUGCUUUCAUCACACCAAGACGUAUUCGUGCAAUUUAAGAAGUGAUGCUUCAUAUUGCAAUGUUUUCACCGCCUGCCGCCUCUUCCACAGUAGAUACGUCGGAGCUGCAAUGAAGGCAGGGGCCUCGUCCAUGUGGGCUUCAUGCUGUGGUUUGCUGAAUGAAGUCAUGGGAACUGGGGCCGUCAGAGGCCAGCAGCCAGGGUUUGGGGCCGGUGCUGGACCCUUCAGAUUUGCCCCCAGUGCGGGAUACUCCACAUACCCGCCCGCCAGCUCAGGAAGUCCCAGUCUGGUAUGCAAGGCCUGUGGUCAGGCCUUCUCAGUCUUUAGGAGGAAGUAUAUUUGCUGCGACUGCAAGAAGAGCUUCUGCUCUCUGUGCUCCGUGCUUCAGGGAAAUCUGCGUAUCUGUGCCACAUGUCAUUUGCUGAAGGCAACAGCGUUUCAGCGGCCACGGCUCAUGCGCCUACGAGUCAGGGACCUGCGUCAGUACUUACUGCUACGUAACGUCCCCACGGAUACCUGCAGGGAAAAAGAAGACCUGGUGGACUUAGUGCUUUGUCACCGAGGCAUUGAGGAAGAGGAGGACCCCGACACGGCGAGCCUCCAGUCACGUGCGGUGUACACGCCGACCCCUUCUACCACGCAGUCAGCCUCAGAGCUGUCGGCCUUCGUCGCCUCUCAGGAGGAGCAGCUCAGCAGGAGUGAUAGCUCUGAUACCAAUCAGCAGGAUAUAGGUGAUGCCACAUCUGUGUCUCUCCUCAACUUGGACCCCAGUGAACACACUCCGGAGGUCAGUCCUCAGACGCGGCGUCGGGCCAGAGCGUCGCUCUCAGAUAUCUCCAGCUUGAGGGACAUCGAGGGCCUGUCUGUCCGGCAGCUGAAGGAGAUCCUCGCCAGGAACUUUGUCAACUUUUCAGGGUGCUGUGAGAAGUGGGAGCUGGUGGAGCGGGUCAGCAGACUGUACAGAGAGACGGAGGAAAACAGGAAAUCAUUGGAAAAUGUGAGCAGUACUGAAACCACAGUGGUGGCCUUUCCCCCUCCUAUCUGCAACGGGGCCGUCGGAGACUGUGAGAAGGGUCCGCUGACGAUCCAGGACGACAACCUCUGCAGGAUCUGCAUGGACGCUGUAAUCGACUGCGUCCUCCUGGAGUGCGGUCACAUGGUCACCUGCACCAAGUGCGGCAAGCGGAUGAACGAGUGCCCGAUCUGCAGGCAGUACGUUGUGAGGGCUGUGCACGUCUUCAAGUCCUAAUGCACCUCUGCAAGUCUCAGACUGAGGCUGUACCUUAGAGGGACAGUGUGUCUGAUUUGAAGUGGGGAUUGUAUGAGAUACUAACUUAAUAAGAUAUUGUGUGACUUUGGUAAGAUAAGCUUCUACGACUGAAGCAGUAGUAGACCAGCAGCUGCGGUGUUCUGUGAGGUAAAAUUAUUUUUCAAUGGAGUUUGGUGGCCUUGAUUAGAGCCGAAUGUAGAGAAAGACAAAGGUUUGAGCCCCUCUUUGGAAAGAGCCAUCUCACUGUUUUGAUGCUCCCUUGUCCACAGUAGUAAUAUGCUUAGCUCAAGGGCUGGUACUCUUGUCUGCGACUCCAAACUGUGGGUGCCAGUUGCUCUAAGUCUGGGGUGUCAAAACUACGGCCUGGUGGCCAAAUGCGGCCCGCGACCCACUUUUAAUUGGCCCUCAGCAUAUGCUAAAAGUAGAAUGGAAUAUGUCCUCACCUGAAAUUUGUGCUUUUCCUAUAUUGUACUUCUUAAAUAUGUACACUUAAUAUUUUACACAGUAUUCAUGUGUUAAUAAGACCAGUUUUCAAAUAAAUUGAGUCAAUUAAAGUUUAAAAAUGUUUCAAACAAAUCAUAGUCCAAUAACUUAUUCGCAUAACAAACUUGAAAUAGACUCUUCAUAUUUCCCCUUAUUAUCAGCAAUCUGAUAAGAAAUGAGCUGCCAACUAAAUAACUGAAACCCUACGGAGAGCUGAGAUGUUUCUUAAAGCAUAUUCAAGUAUAAAGAAAAAUGUACCUACAUUUGAUUAAUUUUGCUAACUUAUAACUUAACUUCUGAGGCAGUAUACCUCACCUCUAGUGAGGGGCCCAGACCUUUCUAUGUUUUUCUGUAUGUGGCCCUCAGGGAAAAAAGUUUGGACAACCCUGGUUUAAGUAAUACACUGACUGUGGAAGUACCUCAUAUAACCCCACUUUAAAACAUCCACCUCUUAAAUUAACCAUGCAGCUCAUUACUUUAAAUCCCCAAAAUACUUAUUUUGUGGUUGUUCCCAUGUUCUCACACUAUUUGCACAUUGAAAUAUUGUGAGGAACAUUUUGGUUUCAGUCAUCCCUCAAGUAAACAUAUCUCUUAUCUGUGUUCAUUCCUAAGUGUCUGUUAAACUUUUCUUACAGUUUCUCAAAGCAAAGAAUGUGUGGUCCUGUUUAACACAACGCAUCACCCUCAGAUCUGCCUAUAAACUGUAGCGUCUUUAAAACUGCUGCACGUCACAACAUAUCUAAGAAACACCGAGGACAGAAGCAAACUGAACCUCACCACAAGACAGAGGGUGAGUGAAGAAGGUGCCAAAUAAUGGGUAAUGCUUGUCACCCAUUUCCUCCCCUCUCCACUGUGUGGGUGUCAUCAUGUGAGGUUGUUGAUUUUCAGCACUUUGUUCACACUGUGUUAAUGCACCACUGCUCACAACACCCUUUAAACUAUGACCAAUUACAAUGACUGAAGUAGCAUGCGUACUGAUUCUUGAAAACCUUGUGGGAUGAAGUUUAAGGCUACUAACUUUGUUUAUGUCAGUUGAAAACCAAUUAGAAAUAAUUGAGCUUCUGUUUUCUUUGACAAUUAAACCUAGUGUUACUGAGCCUAGAAAUGAGCAAGUGCUAUGAGUUGUAAUAUGCAUUAUUAAUUAAAUUGAAUUAUUAUUGUUUUAGAGGCGCAAAAUAAUACACUUAGGGCUGCAACUGGUGGUUCAUUUUUCUGCCCGUUAGUUUCUUGAUAUAUUUUUUGGUCUAUAAAAUGUUAGAAAAUAUAGCAAAAUAUGCAUCCCAGUUUCUCAAAAUCUAGGGUCGUCUUUAAAUGUUUUAUUGUGUGAGUCCAAAACCCAAAGAUUUAAUAUGGGAUAAAACAGAGCAAUGCAAUAAAUCUCCAUAUUUUAGAGGCUAAAAAUCCAUUAUGGCAUGCAAAACAUAACGUCUCAUUAUUCCGUUUUCAAACUGCUUUAUUUGAAUUUUUUUCUGUUAGUGAUUUAAUUUAUUAGACGACUCAUCGCUGCAGCUCUAAAUGCAUUCCACAUUCAAACCGUCAUACAGUUUCAUUACAGCAAUAGCUAACCUCAGCUGUCACUUCUGUCUCAGCAGCUUUAGUUUAGAGACAAAAACCGGUGCUAACUCCUCCAACCAUCUUCCUGUUUCCAGCUGAACUGUGGAUGUGAAACUGAAUGUCGUUUUUAUUUUUGUUGUUGUAUAUCGUUGGAGUGGAAUGAAGUGCUUUUUAGUUUUGAUUUUUUUCUCAUAUAGGAGAAAUGUAUUGAACUAACUAUUCAAAGAUAUAGUUCCAAGUUUACUGACACCUGUGGUAUAGAAAGUAUAUAACAAAUAAUGACUUAACUAAUGUACAUUUGCAUAUAAUGAUCCAUAUGAGAUGUAAAUAUCUAUUUUUUCCAUUUGAUUUUAACGGGGUAAUAGCAGAUUAUUGAGAUGUCCCUGGGAUUGGGUUUAUUAUUACAGAGUAAUGUUUUUUCUGUCAAGUGGUUUGAAUUGUUUUUAAUCUGCACAGCUUGAAAUAUCUGUCCCUCUUAAAUCAGAGCAUGAUGAGAUGACACUGGUUAUGUUAUUCCCCCAUCUUCCCUUACUUUUACUUGCCCUGCUCCUGCACAUUUAGAAGUACCCAGCUGUGAACUGUGCCCACACAAAGUCAACAUUGCUGCUAUUAGAUAAAGAUGUCCUUACAAUCAUGAGCAGCAGCGGAGCAGGUUGCACUGUUCCUUUAGAGAGGGUAUAAUAGUGUGCAAGUCUUUGUAUUUGGGAAUGUUGAACUUUUUAUUUUGGUAAUUAAAGAUUUCAAUUAAA
Eleginops maclovinus (Patagonian blennie) is the source of this 4100-nucleotide messenger RNA. It is a transcript of the gene rnf34a, whose product is annotated as ring finger protein 34a. Gene Ontology annotation, molecular function: ubiquitin protein ligase activity. Gene Ontology annotation, biological process: protein K48-linked ubiquitination; negative regulation of extrinsic apoptotic signaling pathway via death domain receptors; proteasome-mediated ubiquitin-dependent protein catabolic process. The transcript is spliced from 8 exons. The record is from RefSeq and is a predicted model, not a curated record. Bases 154 to 1293 code for a protein of 379 amino acids. Gene Ontology annotation, cellular component: cytoplasm; plasma membrane. Lineage: Eukaryota; Metazoa; Chordata; Actinopteri; Perciformes; Eleginopidae.